AUGGAUACGAUCCACAAAAUGGGCAACUACAGUUUCCGUUGGACGGACCUUCACCUAUCGAGAGCAACGACCGAUCCGCUACGAUACGAGUACGACGUCCUCGGAAGCCGCACUGUCACGAAACUACAAGGCAUAGAGCAAGCUAACGCGGGACUAUCACAAGAUGGAAAGAAAAGACUCGACAUGUACACCCUUCUCAGGGAGAACUGGAAGACGGACGAAGUUAUAACGUCUUUCUGGGAGGAAGUACACACUGUUCCUAGCUGGGUAGACUGGGCGCAGCUCGAGCGAGGACAAAAGUUCUUCUAUCGCUAUGCGACCGCCAACCUCAUGGGGUUCGCUCUGCAAGGCUUCAUGGGCGAGAACUCUUCUGCUUCGGGCGUUGUUGAGGUCUUGGUUAGAACUGGCGGGUUUUCCACGAGAGUGCUCCCGCGACGUUUGCUCGAGACUUUUCAAUUUAUCCUUCAGGUUACCAAGUCAGUCGGCGACAUCAAGCCCGGAGGAAACGCUCAUACCGCAGCAAUCCGAGUUCGCCUACUACAUUCAGCUGUUCGAGAGCGCAUUCUUUCUCUGGCCGGCAGCCGCUCUGACUACUAUGACGUUGAGAAACAUGGCAUCCCUCUGAAUACGUUGGACUCUAUCCACUCCAUUUCCACAUUCUGCUGUAAUCACAUGUGGCUACAGCUCCCAUUCAUGGGCGUGUACCCGCAGAAGCAGGAAAUACAAGACUACAUUGCCCUGUGGCGAUACAUUGGCUACCUACUAGGUACGCCCACGAGCUACUUCUCUUCUGUACCGAGGGCGAAAGCAACAAUGGAAAGUAUGCUUCUGCACGAGCGGGUAUUAUCACCGACAUCCUUUGUUGUCGCGUACAACUUCGUACAGAGUAUCAGGGAUCUGGCCCCGAUGAACAUAUCCACGGGCUUCAUCGAGGCAGGGAGCAGAGUACUAAAUGGGGACCAAUUCUGUGACAGUCUCGGACUCGGCCGGCCGGGACUCAUGCACUAUGCCUGUUUCCAGGGGCACUGCUGGCUCGUGCAAUUUCUUGCCGUUGUACAACGGCUUAUCCCGAGAUUCGAUCAUGCCGUCGUGGAAUAUUCAAAGAAGAUGUUACAUCGAGGGAUUAUUGAACGCGGACUGGGGGGCGAGUCCAAGUUUAACUUCAAGUAUGUGCCACGGGUGGGCAAACUGACAGGCACGGAAGGGUCUGUGAAGACUAUGCAAAUGGGUUUCUUUAAUAGACCAUUGGAGAGUGUUUACUUUUUCGUGUUUCUCAUUGAAUGCCUUCUCAUUGCAGGAACUGCCUUCUUGGCGGUAUAUGGAGUCCAUAGGUUUCUAAUUUAA
This is a messenger RNA of Pochonia chlamydosporia 170, 1344 nucleotides long. RefSeq names its product transcriptional regulator. The transcript has a single exon. The record is from RefSeq and is a predicted model, not a curated record. NCBI's taxonomy places the organism in Eukaryota, Fungi, Ascomycota, Sordariomycetes, Hypocreales, Clavicipitaceae. Gene Ontology annotation, molecular function: oxidoreductase activity. Bases 1 to 1344 code for a protein of 447 amino acids.